This is a messenger RNA of Danaus plexippus (monarch butterfly), 5050 nucleotides long. RefSeq names its product codanin-1 (gene dlt). The record is from RefSeq and is a predicted model, not a curated record. NCBI's taxonomy places the organism in Eukaryota, Metazoa, Arthropoda, Insecta, Lepidoptera, Nymphalidae. Bases 90 to 3920 code for a protein of 1276 amino acids. Gene Ontology annotation, cellular component: nucleus. The transcript has 15 exons. Gene Ontology annotation, biological process: chromatin organization.
UAAAGUCGUGUCAUCUGUCAUGGCGGUAAAAGUAUUUAGCGCGCAGCUGGAAAUCGAUCUAUAUUAUUUUGUAUUUCUAUUGUAAAAAAAUGCCUGAAUCAAUAAUAGAGAGUGUCUUAUCUGGUAAAUUACAACGUGAUUUAUUGUUCAAAUGGUUGAACGACGAGCUAGUUGAGACAGCGCCAGAUGAUUGUAUAUUACUAUGUUCUAAUAGGAACGAAUUCGUUUCCUAUUUCCUCUCUUACCUCAGAGACCACACUGAGAGUAUUCUACAAACAAACACAAACUCGUUGCUACCUCCAUUCCAAGGGACUCCGGAGAAAAAUAGGAAACAUCAUCGUUCUAUCAGCGAUCCGACCUGUGACAAUGAAAAAUCAAAUGACAGCGCACAUAAAUCAGAAAGAAAGACAGAAGAGUCACCGAACAGAGAUAAAAAGAGAAACAGAAGAGUUAAAACGAAACUCUUCUCUGACGACAGAAGCAAAGACACUCUGAAUUCAUCGGACGAAUUACGAAUAAGCACUGGAAUUGAUAGACUGAUGUUAUCAAGUACCCCGAUGAAAAAUGGCUUAAGGGACAGCCCAAACUCACCAGCCAGCCCUGUGACGCCGCAGUCGAGGUCGUUUAGGGAAUAUGAAAGGUGUGACACCCCUAGGUCUGGAAGGCACUCAAGAUCUCAAGACAAAAACGUCAGCCUAGCCGAUUACCUAGUUAAUAUCCAACCGAAAAGCACGAAGAAGAAACGAUCAAAGAACACGUCCAAUGACGACAGCGAUCCUAAAUUGGAUCUGGAUUUAAGCAACUCGGAAAUGUUCCCUGAGAUAGGCGCGAGGAAAUCAAGCUCGCUGAAAUCUGAAAGGCGUAGGAUUAAACCGACGAACAUAGAUAAGAACAAGAAGAGUUUCUCGCUCAACAGCUUCAACGCUGAGAAUUUCCAGCAGCCCUCGCCAUUGGCGCUGGAAGAGAACCUGGCUUUCAAACCCAAGUUACAGCCAAAGGAAUCAUCAAACUCCUUCGAUGCUGAGAGGAAUAUACUUAAACAGGAGAGGCAGAAGUUAAUGGAGAAAUUCAAUGUUUUGAACACAACCACAACUCCCAUAACACCUUCCCAGGUUAAGAUACUGCGGAAAGAAGAAUCCAGUACAGCAUACAUCGAAGCUGACAGCACUAAGCUAACCUUCAAAGAAAAAAUUGACACAUUAGUGGACAUAUACGAUGUUUUAUUCAAAAAUAAUCUAAUACUAUGCAUAAAUACGGAAAUAUACUUCUUAAUAACAAUUCUUCUGUCAAAACAAUGCGAAGACGACAUCAAAACAACAGAACAUCUGCUAGAAACAGACUUGGCUAACAACAUUUUGAAGCCCAUACAUAACAGCACGUAUUUCGCUGUGAAAUCCCUAUGGAAUCAGCGUAUAAUCCUAGAAGUGAUCCUAGACAAGAACUCCCUGAAGAUUCUGGGGGAGAAUAAGAAAGUGCGCAGCUUCUCGCCAGAUUUAGCCAAAUUCCUGCUGAAUUCGUACGGCCUGAAAUGCGAGGCUGAGUCCCAAGAUAGGUCGAAAACUGUGACCCAGAACAGAUGCUCCAACGGGAUCAUAUGUUUCAAUCACGAGACCGAUAACGCUGAGAACUUCCCGUCCAUAUUGAGCUUCCAGAAUUUCAAAAAACAGAGGGACAUGUUUUACGAAAUAUUAAGGUGGUAUCAGGACACUCAAAGCACUGGUGUAUCUAGAUCGACAAUGCGCGCUCGGACACGCGCUCUGAUAUCAGCUGGUCCGAGCGCCGCUAACCACGCUCACCUCUCAACACUCAUCACACACAUGCUGGUGGACACGGUGCCUGACAACGAACAGGAAUCGAAGUUGAGUAAGCUUCAGCGGCGUCUGACCUGCUCUUCAUCAUCAGACUCUAAUUCACUGCCAAGAUUCACAGACAGGGAGAUGUUUUACAAGGAAUUCAUAAUGUAUGCGGACAACGAGAGCUUCAGGAUCCAUCUCUACCACGCUCUGGCUGCUGAGAUCAUAUCCCUGGACGGCGUGUCUGUCGGAGGAGAUGCUUCCAAUGGUUCUGACGUAUCCAAAGAGUUCCUUCAGGUAUCCAAAAAGCUAGGCUUGUUAGCCAAAUUCCUGGGCUACAUUACAUCACUGCCCUACGCCCAGGUGCCUAUAGACAUACUACUCAAGACCGGAGCUAUUAACUUGAACAAUCAGAAAGAAGAGAUAUUUACGGCUCCGGACGAGAAAGUACUGGAGAAUAGUAUAGCCUUAAGGAAUUAUAGCCAGCCGUCUAUGGAUAUCAAAGGUUUGCUGCUGAACGCCAAUCAAAAUGGCCGUCUGACUAUCACGAUACCCUGGAUAGUGCACUACUUAUCGAUGUUGGACUACACUACCCUAAGACUGAAGUACUAUCAAAAUAUAUUAAAACUACUUUUCGAUAUACAUAGGAAGUUAAAUAUAACAGCAUUCAAGAAGAACACUGUGAUAUUCCUUAAGCUCAACUUAGGCUGGUUGUUCGAUCUGCCCCAUGUACCGCAAGAGGUGUUUUACGCUAAGAAUGACACUAGUGUUGGUGUUGCCAGUGUAAUUGAUUGUGAAUUUGAUAUCGAGGAACAUGUGUUGCAAGAACUCUGCCCCUACUUGAAGGAUCUCAGUGUAUUUUUAAGUACAUCCCGAGUUAGCCAGGACUCGAACCAGUUUGGCAGCUUCAGACAUAUAACACCUGUGAGUCUCGGUUUAAACAAUGAGGAUAAGAUCCGGAACAAGGAGAAGGAACUGCAGAUGCGGUUGGAAGAGGAGCUUAUCAAAAGCCAGCCAUCUUCAACUCGGAGAGUGUUAGAGCUGGUGACAGAGAGGGUUACAUCAGCAGCGAUCAAGGAGCUCACUACAAAUACCCUCGUGGAAGCCAGGAAGAAAUCCAGGGCGGGCGCUGCGGCUAUAGUGGCUGGGUGCAGAGACAGGUCGGGUCUACUCUCGUCUCUUCAGAGCCACUAUUCCGCCCAGUUAUGCUCUCUCAAUGCCAGCGCGCUCUCUUCCUCCCGGACCUUGAUUAAGGCUCGUGUGACGUCAGCACUGGCUGCCCUGCUGCCGACCGCCCCGCCUCCCCUCAGGGCGGUGGUGGGGGGAGCCUGCUGCCAGCGGGUGGACAAGUGGCUGGCCCAGCAUUGGACCAGCACUGAUAUCCUGUGUAAGGACAUCAAGAGCGAGAUGGAGAACCUGUGCAGUGUGGGCCCCGGGGUCUCCGUGGCUGGGGAGGGCGUUGACCUGGUGACCUGCAACCUGGACGAAAUGAUGAGUCCAGCGCAGGCUAUACUCGACCUUAAGGAACAGAUCUGCGUGACCCUGGAAGGCGGCGCCCCCUGCCUGCAGGUGCUCCGCUCGUGUACCCUGGCCUGCGACCCCAACAACGUGUUCUGUCGCGCCCCAACCCUCACCACCAUACUACACCUGUCCGUGGAUUUCUGUGUUGUUUACGUGAGCAGACACGCGUCCAAGGUUUUGAAUAUUCUGCCAGAGUUCAAAGCCCUUUGGGAACAGUGCUGCCCUCACAGGAGACGGGAGGAGCGAGAGGAAGACGAUAGCAGAGAGAGGGCUCCAGAUCUCACAAAGCACGAGGACUGUUACUUCGACAGGAUUCUGUGUCCCAGGAACAUUAUGUUGUUGAGCGAGACAAGAUCCAGUGAUGUGUGGCCGGCCAUGGCUGACGUGUUAGUUUAUUUGUUGAAGCAUAACUACUUAACCGAGGACAGCCUGACCGAACAGUGCCUGGCUGUUUACAAACAGGAUUGGCCCCAGAACAUUCUUGAGAAUCUAUCGACAUGUAUGAGAAAGGUGUCCUCCAAGUGGCCGUCGACGGGCAAGUUUACUUUGUUCCUUGAUUUCUUAGCAGACUUCUGUAACGAUAUGGACUAUGACUUAAUAGAGUAAAUAUAUACAUUGAUUUGCAUUUAUUAUUAAAUAGUUAUUAUUCAAGGUCAUCUAUUCACAUACACAUAUUAUUCCCACAUACUAUAUACAUUUUUUAUCUGUAUUUGUAUAUAUAUAUAUAUAUAUAUAUCUGUACAUCUAAAAAUUAAAGUACAAUUUAAAAAUAUUCAGCAAGUUAAUAUAUUUGAAUAAUAUGUAUGUGUGAUUUUUAAUGCCAUUUCAAUACUUAAUUUAAACUCGGACAAUAUUUUUUCGGUAUUCGGUUAGUUUGGUGAAGAUAAUAUUAGAUUAUUGGAUGUCUGCUCUCACAAGAGCAGAUCCGUGAAUUUUAUAUAAAGUCCUUUUGCUAAUCAAUUUAUGUUACACUAGAACUAACUAAGUAGAAAUUUUGUUAGUGACGACUAAACGUUUUGUUAUGUCUAAGAAAAUUGAAUUCAAUCAAUAUUCAUAGUAAAUUUUGAUAUUUUCAAUCAAUUAGAUUAAUGGUUUUUUUAUAUGUCAUCAUAGUGUUAGGAGCCGCUGGGUGUGUUAUGAGAAAUUUUGUAAGAAUUUUUGAUGUUAUAGAAAUUAAUCGGUGUGAGGACAAUAUGAUACGGACAACACCAAAGUUAGCGUCUUAGAUGAUUUUUUGGAAGAUUUUGAGAAAACAUAUACAUAUAUAUAUAUAUAUAUAUAUAUAUAUGUAUGUAAAGAAAAUUUUUUAUUAGACAUUAAAAACAUUGUAAGAUAAUCUUUAAGACCGUUCGUUUUUUUUAAAUAAGAUUUUUUAAAUAUAUAUAUAUAUGUAAACCAUUUAUUGAUUAUAAAAUUACGCCGCUGGUGCACUAAACGAAACGCGACUGUAGUUUAUCGUUGAAAAGUUUGUAUUGUAAAUUUUUUUGUAUAUUGAGAUAUUUUGGUGCGAAAUUUUACUUGACUGUUAUUUAAAUAUGUAAAUGGGUAUGUUUAGAAAGAAUGCUACGAUUUUAAUAUAAUUCUUUUACAUCUCAUCAUCGUUUGGAGGCGUCCGAUUGGUUUCAACCUGAGAACUGAUCUAAUCAUAGAGAAUACAUGCGACGGCAAAGAUCUGAAUUCUGUGUGCCUCAUUACGCUUAUUGUAAUUUUUAUUUGUUAAUAAAUAUGUAUAUAAA